This is a messenger RNA of Amyelois transitella, 1813 nucleotides long. RefSeq lists its product as uncharacterized. Bases 179 to 781 code for a protein of 200 amino acids. The record is from RefSeq and is a predicted model, not a curated record. Gene Ontology annotation, cellular component: membrane. The transcript is spliced from 3 exons. Gene Ontology annotation, biological process: vesicle-mediated transport. NCBI's taxonomy places the organism in Eukaryota, Metazoa, Arthropoda, Insecta, Lepidoptera, Pyralidae.
UAUUUGACAUGCAUUUGAUUGCGUCAGUCCGUGUUCGUUUCGUGUUUAGUGAGAUUUACUUUGGUUACACGAAGAGAAAAAUUAUCAGCUGAUUUUGAGAAGUUAAAGUUUACUUUUAUCACAAUAGAACAAUUACUAUUUCUUAAAAGUAUUUUCAAGAUAACAAGCCUGACUCAAAAUGGCUACUUUGAAAAACGACUUGGACGAGUAUUUACUACAGAACGACAAAAGUAGAAGUUACAAAAUAAGUUUGCCUUCUUUUUCGAAGCCCAGUUUUUUCACAAAAAGCAGUGAUGCUACUCCCAGCAGUACAAGUAGCAGUUGGUUUGAUGAAGUCCAAAAGGAUUACUGCACUUUAAGUCGUACACAAAGAUUCAUAGGAUUUGGAAUCUGCCUGUUCAUGGGAAUACUUUGUUUUUUCCUAUCAUUUAUGCUGCUGCCAGUACUUCUGGUAUACGCUAGGAAGUUCUCGUUGCUUUUUACAUUGGGCAGUUUGUUUUUCUUGCUCAGUUUCAGUUUCCUCUACGGGCCAUGGAACCAUGUUAAAUCGCUGUUUUCAAAGGAGCGAGCCCUCGCCACAGUUAUGUACGGGACCACGUUAAUUGGAACUCUGUAUUGUGCACUGCACCUGGGCAGCACGCUGUUGACUGUGCUCUGUGCAAUCGCACAAGUCGUCUCACUCAUAUGGAUGAUGAUGGGCUCCGUGCCAGGAGGAUCUUCAGGAGUGCGGUUCUUUGGCAGCAUGUUUAAAUCAUCUGUAUCAAACACACUGCCAAUAUAACAAUUGUUACUUUUAUAUACUAGUGAUACUAGGAUAUGGACCUCUUUAUAAGUUUUCUAUUGUCUAAUGUGAUUUAUUGCAUAAAUCUUGAACUGAUUCUUAGAUAUUGUGAAUUUAUAUAUUGAUUUAUUAAAUUAUCAUAAAGGUUGAAUAAAAUUUAUAUCUGUAGUGACAGAAAUUCUGUACAAGCACAAUAUUUUAAAAAUAUCUUGUAUAAUGUUUUUGUGAACAUGCACAGCUCCAGUUAGCUACAUUCCUAAAUACAGCUCAUGUUAUGUUUGCGUUUUUGUUGUUGACUUUAAAUAAAACAACGAUGAUAUCUUGCCAAUCCAUAUAAUUUCUAUUUCUUUGGAAAAAGGGAUUAUAUAUUUAUGUAAUAAGUAUAAAUUAUUUCCAAAACCAUAAUAUUUUUACACGGAACUCUAUUUGUUUUUCCUUGUUUGUAAUAGUUCCAAAUUAAUAUUUGUUAACAUCAGGAUUUACUAAAUCUACGGAAAACAUAAGCAUCACAUUUUUUAUAACAUAGGUACCUUUUAUCUAAAUUUACUACUAUUAAUGGACUUAAUCAUAAUCUGAAAGCAAAAUUACUAUAUUUUAAUAAAUGCAUUUAUAUUUUUACCUGUACUAACAAUCCUAAUUUUAGCCGAUGGUCCAGUUUGUAAUAUAUAUAUAGAUAGAUAGAUACACAUUUGAUUAUCGCAUUAAUAACCCAUCACUUCAAUCAAAAUAUGAAAAUAUUGAUUUUGUCAGGGUAAGUAGGUAUUAUUUAAGAUAUUUAUUAAAUACUAUUAGAUUUUAUAAUAUGAUAUCAGUUCUUGUGGUCUUUUUUUUACUUUUCGCUCAAACUAUUGUUUGUCAUAUGUAAAUUUUUGGUUUGUUAUUUUUAAAAUUAAGAACUUCUUAUUUAAGAACUCAAAGCAAUAGAUAAAUAUUAUGAAACGUGGCAGAAUAUUUUUUAUGGCAAGUGCUUGCCAUGACCUGUAAAGUGUGAACAGAUUCAAUAUAAAAAAGACAGGUUUGUACAUUUUUAAA